Linum trigynum is the source of this 4236-nucleotide messenger RNA. NCBI's taxonomy places the organism in Eukaryota, Viridiplantae, Streptophyta, Magnoliopsida, Malpighiales, Linaceae. The record is from the annotation of a GenBank genome assembly.
UUCUCUGUUCCGCCACGAUAGAAAUAAAAGAUGAUCACACAUGUUUUUUUGUUGAUCGAAACAAAGUUGAUAGCUAAACAAUAUGGCUACUGAUUCUCUAUGUUUUCCAUAUCGUAGGGAAAACACUAGCGCUCUUAGACUCUUCCGUCCCUUGCUCUCACUACUCAAUGCGUCGUGUACGCUCUAUUAUCUCUCCAUGUACAGUUAUAUGCUCGUUCUAGUACUGCAGGCAUUGCACUUCUUCAUUAGGUCGUCCCUCUGAACCUCUCUACCUUAAGCUUCCGUUUUUGUGCCCACAACUAAACGAAAAUUAUAUGAAACCGAACAUAUUUAGUUUUACAGUUUAAUCGAACUCAAAUAGCAUUAUUAACCUGACCAAGCGAGUUAAGUUUCGAUCAUCCUAAAAAAAACUUGGUUCGAUCAAUCAUGUAGACCAAGCUCACCCGAGAGAUGAAUUGAUUGUUUCGUGAGCUAUUUGGCAGCGAAUAGUUAAUACAUGAAACUUUGGUGACUCGUGUUUGAGUAGCUCAAAAAAAAUCAGGCCCCCGGUUAUAUGUGAAAUCUGACCCUGUAAUUUUUAACGUUUUGCCUGCACCCGGUACCCAUGCCUUUUUGCGUAAAUACUGUAAUACCCUUUACCGUUACCCCCCUCCAUUAGUUCAAAAAUCAAAUCUUAAUAUUUUAUUGAUCAGAUCAGACUCAUAGCGAAGCUAAACUCUCUCUCGUCUUUAUGGGGUUUGGUGGGACCAAAGCACAAUGACCACAUAGGACAACUGUGGUAGAUCAGAGACCUGGGUCACUCACACUUCUCCUACAGGGUAAUUAACCGAAAUGUCCACUUAUGCUUGGACCAGUAACAAAACCAUUCCUAUAAUUUUAGAACAUCACAAAAUGGUCACUUAGUGAAAGCCCAACCACUGGGCCUAAGUUCACAAUUAUACCAACUCACCCCACAGACUCAAAGCCCACGGAAGCAUCGACUACGUACGUCACACCGCCGCAUGCAAGCCCAUAGACUAUCCUGGACUUAUGGCCCGAUUCAUACCUCCGACGCCGGCGUUGAACUUUUAUUAAUAUUAAUAAUUAUUACUUUACCCAUCACUUGCCGACAUUCAAUUGCGAAAGGCCAAAAAGACAGUAAUUAAACCACAAGGGAGCUGCUGUCACAUGCAUGCAUACAUGCAACUAGAAAUAAAAGCCAGCUGAUUCCUAGCUAGCUGCAGCCUGCAAGUUGCUAUAGCCACUUGUAUCUCCCCAUUGUUUUAUGCUUCAUUCGAUCGAUCUCCCCUGGUUACGCAAACUAACUAGCAUCGUUGUCCUUUUCCCAAAUGCAUGACGAUAAUAUUAUACAACUUGCCUCAUAUAAUAGCAAAGAAUGAAUGCAAGUUCGCGCUUUUGUAUAUAUAUAGUAUAGCGAGAGGCAUGCAUGCUUCAACACAAUGAGCUUCACAUACUUUCUACAUUAAAUUUUCAGCUACUGCGAGUCGCAGCGGGACAUUUAUCAUGUCCACGUCGUCUUUCAACGACUUCUUCGAGCAGUGGUUGACCGAGCAGGAGCACCAUCUCGAGAGCCUCGUUGCAGCCGCCAACGGCCAAGCGGGGGAUGAGUUUCUCAGAGACCUGAACGGUCGGGUGCUGGAGCACUACGAGGAGUACUACCGGGCAAAGUCCGAAUGGGCCCACCAGGACGUGCUAGCUGUGUUGUCCCCGUCCUGGAGAACGUCCCUGGAGGAAGCCUUUCUCUGGAUCGGCGGUUGGCGUCCCUCCACGGCUUUCCACAUCCUCUACUCCAAGUCAGGGCUCCAAUUCGAGACCAGGAUCAGCGAGGAUCAGAGGCGCCACAACGGAGACAACGUGGUGGCGGAUCUGGCUGGUCUUUCGCCGCGGCAGUUUGGCCUCAUCGACGAGCUUCAGAGAGACACGAUCAAGGAAGAGAGGAGGCUUACAGAGAAGCUGGCAAAGGUCCAGGAGUCGAUUGCGGACGUGUCCAUAGUGGACCUGACCCACACAGUUAGCGAAAUGAUGCGGAGGACCGACGACGACGUGGAGAGGUCCAGCAACGGGUUCAGCGAGGAGCAGGUGGAGAGGGCGUUGGUGCUGAAGAAGAGGAAGAUGGAGGAGCUGUUGCGGAAGGCUGAUGAUCUACGGGUGGCGACGCUCAGGUCGAUCGUUCACGAGAUCUUGACUCCGAUCCAGGCCGUCCAUUUCCUGAUCGCCGUUGGGGAGCUACACCUUCGGGUCCAUGAUUGGGGGAAGCGGGGAGACGAGCGUCUUUAGGGCAACUAGCAUACAUUCCGGCGUCCAUGUAGUCUCUGAUGAUCAGAAUAUUAAUAAGUACAUUAAUUAUGGUGGUUUUCUAUUGGUGGCUAUUAAUUGUCUGAUUACGGGGAGGAAUAUUAUAAUUAAGCUAAGGUGGUGUAACCUUUUCGAAUAAUAAUGUUCAAAAAUCAGUAUGCAUGUGUUUUUUUUUUUUUUUCUUCCCUUCUUAGUGAAUCAGUGACAACGAGAAUGGGAAUGGAGAGCCAUUUAAAUUUGGGUUAAUAUCUUAGUUUGGUCCGAACUAUAGACUAACUUUCUACUUUGGUCCGUAGUAUAGGAAAUUGUUAUUCUGGCCUAAACUAUGUAGCAUACUUUCUUAUUUGGUCCGAAGGUGGGUUUGACAGUCAAAUUAGACGGUCAACCGAGUUUACCGUUAGUCAAAGUCCACCUCACUUGCCACGUCAGCUAUCAGGAAAUAAAAAAAUAUUUCUUUGAAUUUUUUAUUUUUGUUUAAUUUCUAAAAUUAAUUAUAAAUAAUUUGGAGAGCUCAUUUAAUUAAUUUUUUUCGUUUAUUAUUUUUAUUGUUAGAAAAUAAACAAAAUUCAAAAUUAAAAAAAUAAUUUUUUAUUCCCUGAUAGCUGACGUGGCAAGUGAGGUGGACGUUGACUAACGGUCAACUCGGUUGACCGUCUAAUUUAACGGUCAAACCCGUCUCCGAGCCAAAUAAGAAAGUAUGCUACAUAGUUUAGGCCAGGAUAGCAAUUUCCGAUACCACGGACCAAUAUUAAAAGUUUGUCUAUAGUUCGGGCCAAAUUAAAGUAUUAACCCUUUACUCCUUUAAAAUUUAAAGAGGAACUUAGCUAGUCGUAUAUGGUAUAGCAUUUACGUCCUACCAGUUCAACACUAUGUACAAUUGUAUAGAGAUAUAUGUAGUAUUCUAGAUGGACAUAAGAUUGAAUUUAAUUAGACACAAUUUCAUCGUUGAUGAAUUCUCUCGUUAGAGUAUGUACCAGACCAGUACCGUUAUAUGCGGAGUUGGGAUAUGAGGAGUCAGUGGCGAAGCCAGGAAAUUUAUAUAGGGGUGUCCUCUUUCAAAAAUUAAAUAAUUUUAAAUUAGAAAAUAUCUAACUAAUACAAGUUACAACAAAAGUCUACGGCGUGUUACAAAAUAUACUCAGUGUCUGGACGGCUCAACAAAUAUCUCCAUCUUACUAUACAAUCAUUCACAAACUGAUCAUUUAAUAUUUUCGAAGCUUGUUCUUAAAGUUUCCCAAAACUAAAUAUGUUAUUUCAACACCUGCAGUUGCAAUCGGUAAAAUCAAUUACUUUGAGAAGCAAGUAAACCAAUGGAUAUGAUAGAAUGGAGGGCAUAAGGAUAACCCGUAAUCAGGUUCAAUUGUUAGAUUUUCAAAAUAAUUGGGAGAAGGAAUAUCAUUUUUACUAUUAAACUAGUGUUUAAAAUACAAUAACAAAUGAGUUGUGGUCUAAUGAAAAACACGUUUACUAAUAAUCUUAGUAUCCUAAUUUAAAUCACCUAGUCUACCACUUGUAUUUUUUAUCCACACGAAAACUACUACCGGGAGUUGGAUAAUCGUUAUCCCAAAAAUUAGGGGUGUCCCGGAGCACCCCCAAUAUCCCCUGGCUCCGCCCCUGUGAGGAGUCCAUCAGUCCUAUCUUUAUUUGCUAUGUUCGUCUUGUGUGUGAACGCUAAGUUGUUAGUAUUUAGCUUUUUAGUUGAGACGUAAUCAAUCACAUUCUAAAUUUUUUCGUCCUUGUAUGUGUUUACCUAAUUAAGAUCGUCAACUCCUUUCGUUUAGAACACUCUCUUUUUUGUUGUUGUUGAUAAAAUCGUUUAGAACUCUUAAAAUCAUCAUGCAACAAUGAUGUUAUAGCUUACGACCAAAUGUGCAAGGCAUAUAUGAUCCAACACGACUAUCGAUAAGUUGUUCAAGUACGUAAUUAAGUUCUCGUACAUAC